Messenger RNA from Camelina sativa (false flax), 1366 nucleotides. RefSeq lists its product as uncharacterized. Gene Ontology annotation, cellular component: super elongation complex. NCBI's taxonomy places the organism in Eukaryota, Viridiplantae, Streptophyta, Magnoliopsida, Brassicales, Brassicaceae. The record is from RefSeq and is a predicted model, not a curated record. Gene Ontology annotation, biological process: transcription elongation by RNA polymerase II. Gene Ontology annotation, molecular function: transcription elongation factor activity.
CGGGUAUCGGAUCCAAAAUUUUCUGAUCCCCGGAUUCGAAACUUCUCUUGCCCUAAAAUCAGCAAAAACCCAACGUGAACAGCAGCAGAAGCGAGACGACACUUCUGACUGGGUCCUCCGCUGUUUCGGAUUUCGCGAUCGAGUUGCUUUUUCGAUCUUCGUCUUCUUGAUGAUGAUGGAUUCGCCUUGAUAAAAAAUCGUUGAUCGAUUCAGUCCUCCGAAAGAUGUCGAAUCACUCCAGUGAUGAGCCUAGUACCGCUCCGAAGACAGAUCAAUGGUAUGAUCUUGUCUUGGGUUCCUCUGCCAAAGAUGAUUCAUCUCAUAAGUUCUGCACUUUGCGAUAUGAAUUCAAGCCUGCUUCAAUUGACAAGAACAGGUCAGGGACUUUGCACAAGAAGAAGGAUAACAGAGUUUCAGUUGCGUUUCAGAAUAACCAACCUGGUAGACCCAAGGUGACGUUUGAAGGUAGCAGUGAGGAUUACAAAGAAAACGAUGCGGUUUUGUUUUUUGAUGGGGAGAAGUUUCGUUUGGAGAGAAUGCAUCGGGCUGUGAAGCAGCUGCGUCAUGUUAGGACACCUGGUGAAUCUGCUGCGGCUUCUCAGGCUGCUGCGUCUGUCGAGCAUCGGUUAUCUCCUGUUGGUCGUGCUGCUAGAUCUCCGCAAGUGAAUAGAAGUUUGCGUCCAGAUGUAGCUGUUGAGGUGGAAAGAAUCGAAAUUGGCAAGUCAGAGAACUCAGUUGAACCUGCCGUAGCUGGAAACGUAUCCGCUAUCUCUCCAGUGGAGGACAAGAACGAUGAUGGAGAUGAGCAUCGCGAGAUUGAUUUUGUAGAAAUAUUCGGCUCAUUCACUCCAGAGAACGACAAUGCAGAGAAAGAGAAUGCUGACGGUGGAGAAUAUGUGGAAAACUUAAACAAGCAGCUUAGCAUCACGGAAGAAGAGAUUGCAGACGUAGAUGAUGAUAGUGGCGGUGAAGGAGAAAAGGGUCUUAACGCAGCAGAAGCACUUAGAGCACAAGUGAACCAGGAACAAAAGGGUCAAACCUCAAGCUCAAGCAGUAGCAGUGGAAGCAGCAGCGGAAGUGACAGCGAUGGUCGUAGCAAAAGUGUAAGCAGCGGAAGCGGCAGUGGCGGCCAGAGUAGCAGCGGAAGCAGUAGCCGUGGAAGUGGAGGUAGUGACGAUGAAGAUGAAGUCAACUCUGUGUAACAAAAAAAAAAACAACAACAGCUCCAACAACUUUGGUAUCAAACAAUAUUUCCAUAUUUAAGACUUGCUGUCUGAAUAAUUUUGUUUUGAAAGAUAAAAGGGUAAAAAAAUUAUGAAGUAGCAAAAUAUAAAUCAUAGAUAUGGUCCAGUUACUAUUUCAGGCA